Molecule: messenger RNA, 219 nt
Organism: Penicillium malachiteum
Lineage: Eukaryota; Fungi; Ascomycota; Eurotiomycetes; Eurotiales; Aspergillaceae
Exons: 1
Coding region: 1-219 (72 amino acids)
Source: RefSeq, a predicted model, not a curated record
AUGGACAUUGCAGUGUCUGACCUAUUACCCGAAGAGUCUGGUUUCGUUGCCUUCAAUGUUUGGUUUCGAGUGGCUAAAAUGUUGAACAAGGUCAUUGGGCUUUAUCGCCCUAAUAUUGAAAAGGGCUUAUCUGGCUGGGAUUCCGGUUUCCCUAGCUUUGAGCAAAUUAUGGAUGAAAUGGACGCAUGGGAUCUUCCAGGAUCAACGAUUGGUGUUUGA